Messenger RNA from Stylophora pistillata, 1705 nucleotides. RefSeq lists its product as uncharacterized. NCBI's taxonomy places the organism in Eukaryota, Metazoa, Cnidaria, Anthozoa, Scleractinia, Pocilloporidae. The record is from RefSeq and is a predicted model, not a curated record.
AUGGCCGAUCGAAGUUGAAUGUAUGAGAGAUAUUUCGGGUGAAUUUCAUAUAUAUCAGGGAACAUUCUGUACAUUAUAAGUAUCAAAUUGUUUAGGAAAAUGGGACAAAAUCUCAAUGAAGCUCCUGCGAGCUCACGGUUAACUAUAAUUGAAGCGGCAAGAAAGAUCGAGCGAUACUGGUGUUCUUAUCGGGACAAGCAAAUGUUCAAGUUGCUAAAAUAUGCAAUAUGUGCGGCGGAACAUUCUCUUACGUAUGAAGUGCUUAGAAAGGUGUCACCGGUAGAAGCAGAUCUCCUGCGUGAUCCUGUGAUCCAAGCACGAGUGAGAUUCAGAUUUGGAGGAGCAGAAUUUCCACCCAUAAUUUUGUUCAAGAUUUUUAUUCACAGCGGAGGACAUGGUGUCAAGUAUUAUUGUGGCAAAAAGGUCAUUAAACCUGCUUCUGAGGCAGCUUGUGACUCCCUUAAAUUGAUGGGAAAUCGGAAAUUCUGUGAUCAGUUAAUAGCUGACACGUGUCAGCAUGAGAAAGACAGAGUAACUGAUGAAACUGAUGUAACAACAAUGAAAGAUUAUAUGCAGUAUUUAAGCCAUUUAGAUGAAUGUCCUGCAGCAACAGGAGGAAAAUCAAACACUUGGAGAAGACUCACUCUUGAAGCCAUACCACGGCAAAAUAUAGUACAUGAUAUCUUCAGUUAUGUGGCAUGUGGUAUCUCGACCACACGACUGCUUGAGGAGUGUCCAGAUUUGUUGGCAUUGAGACCAGCUACUCAAGAAAUUCAAGUAGCCAGCAUCAAGGCAAUUCCUUUGUACAGGAAGAAACGGCAAGUAGAUUACACCAUCUCGUCUCCAAUCAGAAGGUCAAAACAAGCCAAAGCAAGGGUUGCAAAAAUGCGGAAAAUGUUUGGAAUGGAUUCUCCAAAACUGCCUGAGAGUUGCCCGGGAGGUACACCAGUAACACAGGUGCCUGAUGUUGAUUUGUUUCAAGACGAGGAUUGGGAAGAUCAAGCUGACAAGUUAUAUGAAUGGACACAAACUUUAUCUUUGGAUGAGCUUGGAGUCACCUCCCCAUGACAUCUGACAAAUUGAAAAAUUGGAAUGAAAAUGUGUAUAAGUUGAGAGGGAGGAGGGAUAAAGGAAAGAAUGGUUUGGAGUCAAAGGGAAGGCCAUCAGGCCUGGAUUCAGUGGACAUCUCAAGAUAAUGGCAUGGAUCAACAGUUGGAAUGGAAAAAGCUGCCAAUGUUCCUGAUUUGUGGCAAAAACAAGGAAUAAUUUCAAUUGAUGAAUACCAUUUGCCUUGAUAUGUUUGCUAAAAGGCAGAAAACAUUAAUUAUAGCAGUUGUUGUCAAAAUACUUCUUGCUUACAUUUGACACGCCAGAGAAGUUUAAUAUUUUUAUUAGAUAGAUAGAUUAAUUGUUUGACAUGGAAUGUGUUGCUAAAAUGAUCUUUCAAUUACACCUACAAUGUAUUUUUAUAAACAUUACAACAAGUUAGAGUAAAUGAUGUAAUAAAUGAGUCCCCACUAAAAUGUAAUAACAAAUGUACAUGUAAAGGUAAUGAAACAAUGGUGUUCUAAUUCUUGGUUUAUUAUUAUUAUUAUGUGCUUACUAGUUGAAAUGAAUUAAUUGAACCAGAGCAAAGAUCAGAAAGCCUUUGGAUAUGUCUUGUUUAUGACAAUUCAAAUUACUAAUAAAUAAUACUAUUUAUACA